Cynocephalus volans (Philippine flying lemur) is the source of this 9588-nucleotide messenger RNA. It is a transcript of the gene TEX15, whose product is annotated as testis expressed 15, meiosis and synapsis associated. Bases 1 to 9588 code for a protein of 3195 amino acids. Gene Ontology annotation, cellular component: nucleus. The record is from RefSeq and is a predicted model, not a curated record. Gene Ontology annotation, biological process: regulation of double-strand break repair via homologous recombination; homologous chromosome pairing at meiosis; male meiotic nuclear division. The transcript has 10 exons. NCBI's taxonomy places the organism in Eukaryota, Metazoa, Chordata, Mammalia, Dermoptera, Cynocephalidae.
AUGGAAAUGAAAGAGAUUGCCAAACACAAGACACUGUGGAAAACGAGCUCAACAAGUGAACCUUUAUUUUUUACUGAUGUAGACAUCAGUCCUUUGAAGAAAUUUACCAUUCCCAAGAUCAGGAAGACAGCUGGAAAAGUUUACUUGUCACUUUGUUGCACCAAUACUAGAGAGUAUAGGUUCAUACAUGAUACUCUUAACCAGUGCAGGCUUGAUGUAAGCUGUGAUCUACAGUCGUCAUGGCAGUUUGGGAAUACAAAGCUGGUUCACAAUGAGGACCUGGAAAAAAAUUUUACUACUAAGAGAUCAGAGAUGCGUGAGAAUGGAAGAUAUGGCAGAGAACUUGAAGAGCAUUUCUGCUUUUUAGCUCUUCCUGACAUUGAUGUGGCAGAGAUAUAUCAGAAUGGGAUAAGUACCAAAGCAUCUUCAUUGAAGAUAUUAGGAAAUCCCCUUCUUGGAAUUUAUUUAUUUAAACAUGUUGAUGUUGCCUUGAAUUAUGCUCAUCACUGUCAAAACACUACUGUAGAAAGUAUUGUAAUUUUUAAGGUUCUCUUUGGAAGAGUUAAGAAAAUUCAACCUUCUGUGGAUAAAAACAAAGUUUCUUGGGAUCCUUCUCCUAACUUUGAUUGCCACAUGUCAAGAAGUAUACCUUCUCUGAAAGAUGCCAUUGAGCUGCAAGCCUGUGGUUCCGCGGUAUACUUCUAUGAAUACAACAUCCUUUCAAAUCCAGUAGAUAAACCUAGGCAGUGUCUUCCAUAUGCAAUAGUAACAGUAAAAUUUAUUGGUCAAAAGGUGGAUAAUGGGCAUUUUAUGACACCUUUGAGAAUCCCCUCAACAGGAUUUCCUAAGAGGGCUGAAAGAAUAUGUUCACUGAAUAACUGUACAGUGGCCAAAAGAAUUGGAAAAGGAAAAGAUGCUACUGUCGUCUUUGAGCAUUUCAGGAAACCUAUAGAUCCAUUUGUUCAGGAAAAUUUUUCACACAAGGCAUUAAAUGCAGAGAAUAAUCCUUCCAACUCAAAUAUUUCUAAUUCCUAUGGAAAUGUGCAAAAUGGAAACACUCCUAUACUUGAAACAUACAGUGGACAGACAGAGCACAAUUUAGCAGAAAUUAGAGACACUUCUCAAGGACAUGAUUCAAGUCUUUCAUUUAUGCCCAAUGAUACCAAAGAAAGCAUUAAUGAUGACCAUUUGUUAAACUUGACAUAUCUUAAAAAUAUUUUAAGUGAUCUUUCUGCUUUUUCCCCCACUCAGAACAAUAGUGGCUCAAGCACAGUUAUUACUUCAAAAUUUAUCAAAGACCCAAGACUGAUGAGGAGAGAAAAAGCCAUAGGAAAGGAGAAUAAUACCACAGGUUUAAAUGAGAUUUUGCCAGUUGAGAAAAGCUUAGGUCAUGUUAAUUCAGAAGUACACCUGUCAUCCAUGCCAACUACUUCUGCCUCGACACCUGAAGUGGUUCCUGAUGAUCAGGCUAUUUUUACUAAUGGUUUGGAUGCCCCUCGCUUCACAAUGUCUUUUGAUGGUUCACAAUCUCAGGCCCACAACAUGGACUCUAAGGACUACGAUUGUACACCUUCCAAUAAAAUCACCUUAACAGGACAAUUUAAGGACCAAGCCAAUUUUUCCUUGCCAAUUUCUUUGUCAAAUGUAGUUUCUGAAGUUGAGAGCCAAAAACACAGUGAGGAAAAAGCCCAGAGAGGCCAACAGAGAAGCAACAUCCCACUUGUAAUUAAACAAAGCAGUGAGACACGUAACUCUUAUGGAUCAGUGAAUGCUUGUACAGAAGAGUACAAUAGUCACACCUCUCAGAAAUUACAGUCUUCUAAUUUAAAAACUGUGUAUCAAACUGGUCACCAAAUGUCUACAGUUUUUCCACUCCAAAAGAAAGAAAACAUAGAUGAGUACAUUCAAAAUAUUGGAAAGAUGAGAAACUUCACUGACCCAGAAAACAAUUCCAAAUAUGAAAAGAAGCAAACUUUAUGGAAAGAAACUGAUAAUUAUUUUACUAAUGAACCAAAAGUCAGUCCAAUAGAUAAUUAUAUUUUGUUGCACCAAGAAUACAAAAAGGGUGAGAAUCUUGACUCUUUGGGGAAAAACUCUGAUAAAACAUUAAUUACUCAAGAGUUUGAAAUACCAGAAUCUUUCACAUCUGCCACAAAAGAUAAGGAUGAAUUAGAUCAUCUAGCAUCGGAAUUACAAAAUAAUCUUACUCCAAGUAUAGAGAACCUUUCACAAAAGCUUACUCAACACUCUUUGGAGUCUGAAGAUAACUUUCAUACAGGUUUUGCCAUUGUUCAAAAGCUAAUGGAACUGAAAUUGGAAAAAACAAAUCAGAAUUAUGUUAGCGUUAUGACUGAUGCUUUCCAGGAAGCAAAAGACAUUCCCCAGGCCAAAGAACGGCUCAUUGAUACAGUGAUUUCAUCUCAUGACAAUUCAAAUUGCAUCAUAACUAGAGAACAUGUAUGUGUCCAUAGGAAAAAUGAAAAUGAGCCAGUGUCAUCAGAGAACAAUCAACGAGACUGUCAAGAAACUCCUCAUAUUGAAGAUGAAGGUCAAGAUGACAGUCUGUUCUGUAAUUCACAGUUGAAUAGUGACAUGUGCCUGAAUAUUAAUUUCAAAGAACAAGGAGAUAAUGAUAAAGAAAACCAAAAUGAGGCUAAAGAGGAAAACGGUGCUUCGUCUUCAGAAAACAACAUAGAAAAUAUAUAUGGAGACAAGAAGCAGGAUUUUUAUACAAACAAAAAUUUCACCAGUGUAGAUGAAAGAAAGAGUAAAAAUUACAACAAUGUAGGAAUUCUGAGAAUUCUGAGUUCUGAAGAAUUUUCUACUACAUUUAACUUGAUGUGGGGAGAAAAAUAUGUAUUAACAGAAACUUCAUUAUUAGAGAGUAAAGAUACUGCUGUAAAACAAAAAGAUACUCAAAAUACUGGAGAGCAUUUGGCUUCUACAACAUUUCCCCAAAUUGCAGGUUCUUCAGUGUGUUUAGCUUCAGAUGCUGCAGUACAGAUAAGUGGUACCACUAUACCUGCAUUAAGCAUGAAUCAUGAAGAUCAGCAAAGAUACCCCUUAAAAGAAACCUGUUGUUCUGAGAGUCCAGAUUUUGAUUCAUUAGCAAAACAUAGGGUUUCUGAUUGUAAAAUUAAUAUGGAUAAAAAUAAAUUACAAGACCCAUUUCAUCUAUCAAUAAAUGAGAAAUCCGUUCUUCAGAAUUUUGAAUUGGAAAAUGAGAUUGAAGUAGGAUCAGAACAAUGUGAUGAUGCUUUUCAAUUACCACAAGAUGCACAUGGCCAAGGGAAUGUACUUUGUGAGGUAUCUGGGGCCUCAUAUGAAGCUCUAAAGUCUCGUAUAGAUUGGGAAGGUCUGUUCGGAAGCAAUUAUGAAGAGACGGGAGUUUUGGAAAGCCCCAAAAGAAGGGAGAAUAGUGAUCAGCAUCACUGCAAGGAAAGUAGUUUAUAUUCAUCAACACAAAAAAACAAAACAGAGUUCCUCAACCCAGUUUUACUUCCAGAUCUACAAGUUACAAUUACUAAUAUAUUUCAGCCAGGAUUCAGCCCCACUGCUGACUCCCUUGAGUUGAAAGAUAAUUUUGGCAAAUGUGUAACUGAAGCCCCAGAACCAGAAAUAAAUAAGGAAGAGGGAAAUGCUCCAGGAUUUGAAAUUUAUUCCCAGCCUUCUGGUGAAAACUCAGGCUAUCCAUGUGAAGAUAAGUUUGAUAAAAACAGGCAAGAAUCAGGACUAGUGAGUAAAUCUGAACACUCCCAUUCCUUUGACUUGAAUCAUAAUAUACAUGUGAAUCAUAUGUCUGAAAAAGAAAACAGUGAGUUGUUUACUAAACCUUCUAAUGUCACAAUAAAUGACGAAAGCAGAUGUUUCUCUACAAAAUCAAAGACUAACUGUAAUGAUACUAGAAGUAAAAAGGAUAUGGAAUCAAGAAUUAGCAAAAGAAAGCUAUGUACAUUGUUUGAAGAUCAAAACAUAUCAGAUAAAGAUUUAAGACAGUAUGAAAUAUGUGAGAAGAAGAAGAGGCUGACCAGGCAAGACUCAUUUGCGUGUUUUGCUUCAUUAUCCCAAGGACGGAUUAAAACAUUCUCACGGUCAGAAAAGCACAUUAGGAAUGUCCUGGAUAUUCUAAAUAAUGAAGCAUAUUUAUGCAAAAGCAAACGUAUUUCCAGAAAACUUGACAGAGCUGUUCUUCACUUAAAAAAGGCUCAUAGAAGAGUUCACACCUCUUUGCAGCUUGUAGCUAAAGUGGGAGAAAAAAGAAAGGGCCCAUUACCAAAAUCAUAUGCAAUAAUAUGCAAUAAUUUCUGGGAAAGUUGUGACCUUCAAAGUUAUAGUUCUGUGUCUGAAAGAAAAUAUUGCACUAGGCAUGUUUUAUCAAAAAGAAAAAAACAUGACAAUCAGGGAGAGAAAAGAGCUUUAAGAUUUGAUUUUGGUAAGUCAUUAACCCUUGUAGCAAAGCACAAAUCUUCUAAAGCAAAUGGAGAGAGAAUCACAAAGUGCCUUUCCAAGAAGAGCGUAGCCAGCAGUGUCUCCAGAAGUCACACCACUAUUCAAGCGAGAGAAUUUUGUGAUCAAGAACAAUGUCCCAAAUCACAGUUGCCCUUAUCCUCCACAUCCCAAAGUACAAGUCAGUCAAUGUUUAAUAGCAGUAUGGAAAAUCCAAGAUCAUCAGAACUUCAGCCCUUUUCCAGAAAAACUGGUUGUCUGUUUUCCUCAGACCACCCAGGUGAGAAACUAACUGUAAAAGAAAACCAAAUUGAUAUGAAGUUUUUAUCUAACAUUAGUAAAUAUGAAAAGCUUGAGAACCAUUUGGCAUGUAAUAAUGUUAAGGAUGCAACAAAAGAAAACAAUUCUGAGGCUCAUGAAGUAACAAAUCAAAGUAAUUCAGUAUCUUUAAGUUGUAUAAAAAAAAAUAAUGUAAGUUAUAGCACAGACAGAAACUAUGAUGCAACUUGUAUAGCUCACCCAAAGGUGAAAACUGGCAUAUUUAUUUCAGUCUUAGAAUCAAAUGUGAGGCACUUUUUAAAUGUUGAUGUCUGUAAACGAGAUAACCGUAUUUUACCUGGUUACAAAAGAAACCUGGAAGUAAAUUUUCCUAUAAAAAAGUGGACAGCUUUUACUGAGGUCUCCAAACCAAGCAUUAUUACAAGAAACAUCCUUACUGGCUCAUUAAACCUAACUUUGAUAUCAGGCAAAACGUACAGUAUUCCUCAAUUGUUAUCAGCCACUCCAGUGACAGAUAAUGAGAGAGAAUCUUCGAAAGUUUAUUUGGAUAAACAGAGAAAUUCUGCUUUAGGUUGUUUUGCAACAUCUACUGCUGUAUCACAUCUGCAGAGAUGUAGUGGAAAGGAGUUACUAAAGACAGAACAAUGCUCUUCAAGUAAUUGCUUCCAUGUAGAUGGGAAUGAAACAAAUGUUAAUGAGAAUUCUGAGUUGGAUCUGACAUCAGUACCUGAAGAAAGUAAAAUAUUGGGGAAAAAUAUAACGAAGAAACUAUCUCUCGAUGAUACUUCUCUGCUCUUAAAAGACAAUAUAAAGCGUUCUUCAAGAAAAUGCAUUGCAAAGAAAGACAUUCAGGACAGAAAAAUGUGGAAAGUUAAACAAGCAGAAAAAACAAAAGAUUCAGUUCACAAAAAAAGCUCGACUGAAGGAUCAACUAUUAAGACUGAGUACAAAAAUCAAAAGAAUAAGAUCUUAGAAGAAGAAUCCUCCCACUUAAAUGAGAAAACAAUUAAAAGUAAUUUGAUUGAUUCUCAUCUAAGCAUUAAGAAUACUACUACUGAGGCAGUCUAUUUGAAUCACACAGUUUCUAAUCAGUUUAACAAAAGAGAGGAGAGGGAAGUUAAAGUCAGUGAUGACUCUCAGUCUAACUCGACAUUACAUUCAGAAGUAGCCUGUAUUUCCAAACCAGUCACCCUAGGAAUUAAUUGUAUGCCUAUUUUACAUGCUGCCUCUGAAACCUCUAAAGUUACUCCUCUUCAGAAGAAACCUACAUCACAUAUGAAUGAAUUAAAAGAAGAACAUUGCUCAGCUAAUCAUAUGGCUCUUAUAGCUAAGCUAUCUCAAAUUUUGCAGAAGGCAGAUGAAGCCUCUUCUUUGCAGAUUCUACAGGAAGAAACUAAACUUUGUCAAAAUAUUCUCCCUUUAUUUGUUGAAGCUUUUGAAAGAAAACAAGAAUGUUCAUUUGAACAAAUCCUGGUUUCAAGAGAACUGUUGGUAGAACAAAACUUGUGGAAUAAUUGCAAACACAAAUUAAAACCGUGUGCUGUGGACACUUUAGUAGAACUUCAAAUGAUGAUGGAGACUAUUCAAUUCAUUGAAAACAAAAAAAGUCUCUUAGGAGGUGAACCAACAUUCCGAAGCUUGCUUUGGUAUGAUGAGACAUUGUACAGUGAGCUGCUUGGCAGACCACAUGGAUAUCAACAGCAGUCCAGUUUCUAUCCUGCUUUUCAAGGAAGGUUAAAAUAUAAUGCAUUCUGUGAGUUGCAGAAUUAUCAUGAUCAAUUAAUUGAAUUGCUUGAAGAAACAAAAAGGGAAAAUAAUUCAUACUAUGCAUUCUUAAAAUACAAACGACAAAUUAAUGAAUGUGAAGCCAUAAUGAAACAUUAUUCCGAUUGCUUUGACUUCUCUCUUUCUGUUCCAUUUACCUGUGGAGUUAACUUUGGAGAUAGUUUAGGAGACCUAGAAACCUUAAGAAAAAGUACUUUAAAGCUUAUUAGUGUAUAUGGGGAGUCUCCUAAAGUUCAUUCAUAUCCAGGAAAACAAGACCAUCUGUGGGUUAUCAUAGAAAUUAUCUCCUCAAAAGUUAAUUUUAUCAAGAGCAACGAGGCAGUGAGUAUUAAAAUAUCUCUUUAUGGUUUGGAACAUAUCUUUUUUGAUGCUGCAAAAAAUCUUGUUUGGAAAGAGAGAAGACAAUCUUUCAGCAGAGAGUACUCAUGGAAGAAGAACAAUGAAGUGCUACUCAAAAUGAAUCAAUAUGCUUUUUCUAAGUUGCAGAAGAUAUAUGAUACUCUGGCUAAAGAUUUAAAUGGUGAACCAAUUUCCAGUAUUGGGCUUGUGGAGGGUGCUAUGAUUGCUUCCAGAAAGUCAGAUGAUCUAAUAAACAAAGCAACAAUUAGCAUUGAAAACAGUAGUAAGUUUAGCAGUACUUUGUUUUCACACCCAGAUAUUUGUUUUAUUAGCGAAAUAUUAGAUCAAGCUGAACUUGCAGACAUUAAGAAAUUACAGGAACUCACUUUGAGAUGUACAGAUCACUUAGAAAUUUUAAAAAAAUGCUUUCAGGUGCUGCAAGAAGGUAACAUAGAUAAUAUUUUUAUAACAGAAGAAAAUGCUUUGGAUAUGAUGAAAAACCACAAGCAAGGGGCUACAAUGUUAAAACCUGCAGCAAUUGAAACAUACAUUGAAAUUGUCAUGGUUUCAGAAACAGUUCACUUUCUUAAAAAUUUAAUGGCAAAGAAACUAGACAAACAGAGAUUUCGAGGUAUGCUUUGGUUUGAUUUGUCACUUCUUCCUGAGCUAAUUCACUGCCAAGAAAAAAUGGCUGCUUUUUCAUUUCUUAAAGAUAACUCAACAGAUUGCACUUGGAAAGUGAUAGAGACUACUAUUUCUGAACUUAAGAAAGAUCUGGAUAUUAUCUACAAAUAUAAUGAAGCUGUUAAUUGCUCAUAUGCUCUUCAUUUGCUCUCAAGAGAACUUGAAGAACUUUCAGAAAUAAAAAAACUUCUAAAGAAGUCUAAGUAUUACUUUUCCACUUAUAUUGACUUUGUGCCAUAUAUAGCAUCCAUAAAUUAUGGAAGCACUGUGACAGAGUUAGAACACAACUAUUAUCAGUUUUCUACACUGCUCAAAAAUGUAAUGGCUGCCCCUUGCACAGAUUUGGGAAAAGUGGCCCAUAUUGUGAAAGUCAUGAAAACAAUUGAACAUAUGAAGAUUAUAUGUGCUAAAAAUUCUAAAUUAACCAUUUCCUUUAUCCUGUGUCAAAUGCAAUGUAACAGAAGGAAGACUUUACAACUGAAGGGAAAGGAAAAGAUGAAUAUUCAUGUUAUAAAACCUGGAGAAAAUGUCAAUAAAUCCGUUACUUCUGUGAAGGUCCCUUCAAUUUCAGAGAGCGUAAUCAAAAAAAUUUCAAAUUCCUCUAAAAAACGACCUAUCACUGUAAAGAAAUGUGAAAACUAUCAGGAACAAGAGAAAAAUACUAUUUCCACUUGUAAAAAGCCAAAGGUUAAAAUGAACAAGAUCACAAAAAUCAACAGAGAAAAGAGAACAUUCAAGCACCAAAGGACUACAGGAUCUCAUCCCAAAAGUGAAAAUGAAAUAGGAUCAAAUUGCUCAUCUGACAAUCUGAAAAGAAACCAUGCAUCUCCAAAAAAGAUUGAAAUGCAAAGAUCGCUACCUGGCUCACUUUUACCUUUAAAGAACCUGAAAGACACUUCCAUAUCAAAGUCAGAAAGCAAAAUAGUUAUAACUAAUAUUUUGUCUGAUACUUCAGAACACUUCACUGGACAUCAGGGAAACUUAACUAGCAUGAAGAAAAGAAAUGUGAAUUCUAGUGCUGCUGGAAAAAAAUGUGAUAAGAAGGACUGUACUUCUUUUGUGAUUUGUGACCGGAAAAGUGUAGAUGACACCUUUUCCAAAGACCACGAAGCACCUUCACAUAAAUUUCCUAAAAAUUCCCCAGAUCCUGUACAGAAAUCUUGUCUUUCAAACAUAAAACCAGGAACCGAUGCUUCUCUUGAGCUUAAUGCCUCAGUGUGUUCAAAGCCUAUUUUCUGUUUGGUGAAGAAUGUCCAUACCAAUCUAGAAAUGAAUGACACGGUCCUUGAACUUCAAGAUAACAAAACAUUGAAUUCAUCUAUUAAAAAUUCCACAUUCAUCAAUUCUCCAGAACCCAUAGUUAUCCAUAAUAAAAUUCCUGUUCUGCAAAUAAAUAAGACACAGCCUGAAAAAACUGAGUCUGAGGAAAAACAUAUGAAGGAUACAUUGGAUUCCAGUACUAUAUCUUUUGGAGCAUCUGGGAGCACAACACCUAUUGUGAAUCAAACAGCACAGUACUCUUUUUCUGAACAACAGGAUCAUGAAAAUUCCAAAUUUCUAACUCUGAAUGCUGCCACAUAUUGGAAUGACAGUGCACAGUCUGCAUGGACCCCAAUAUAUAAUUCUUCUGUGCAUUCAUUUGGAACUUCAUAUCCAUACUAUGCUUGGUAUAUUUAUCAUUACAGCAACAGCAGUGGCAAUGCCAUAACCCAGACAUGCCAAGGGAUGACAUCGCAUGAAGUACAGCCACCUCCUGGGAUGCUGACUACAAUUGCAAGUACUGUCCAAGACACACAUUUCAGUCUUCCACACACUCAAUAUUUUGGUUACUCUUGUGGGCAGCCACAAGCAAAUGACUUUGUGCCACUGAAUGGGUAUUAUCAGUCUCAGAUCCCUAUUUCUUAUAAUUUUCAGCAGCCAGUUUUUUCACAUUAUGCAUCUGCUCAAUCAUUACCACAAGCUGCAUACUAUUACCUUCCUAAUCCAGGUGUGUUGCCAGAAGUUCUUUGGAUAUAUGCUCCAUGGCAACAAGAAGCCUUUCAGCCAGGGCAUUGA